Molecule: messenger RNA, 2790 nt
Organism: Helianthus annuus (common sunflower)
Lineage: Eukaryota; Viridiplantae; Streptophyta; Magnoliopsida; Asterales; Asteraceae
Exons: 8
Coding region: 1-2790 (929 amino acids)
Biological process (GO): protein phosphorylation
Molecular function (GO): protein kinase activity; ATP binding
Source: RefSeq, a predicted model, not a curated record
AUGGUUUCCAGCAGAGGAUGUUUUUUGAUGUUCCUGCAUAGUUUAUUAUGUAUAUCAUCUGUUAGUUUGCCAGAUACAGCUUAUCCACCAAUUGAAAAUCAUGAUUGCAGUUGUUUUGGUACAAAUCUUGGACGGGUGGACACGUCGGUUUCUUCGACUCCAAAGCUAGAAGCAUUAACUUAUGUGAUUGUCAUUUUGAUUCUGCUCAAUAUAAUAGUUUAUAUGUUGAGGGAACUUCGUGAAACAAGCGUCGGGGAGGAUAAGAAACCACCAUCUUUGUCAACCGAAAAUGUGUGUCGUAGGUUUUUGCUUUCUGAGAUGCAAUCAGCAACAAACGGUUUUGAUCAGUCUAUGAUCAUUGGAAAAGGUGGUUUUGGUAAGGUAUAUAGAGGUGUCUUUGAUAAUGGUGCAACAACAGUGGCAAUCAAACGGUUAGAUUCAAGAUCUAAACAAGGAGCAAUUGAAUUUUGGACGGAGAUCAAGAUGCUUUCAAGGUUUAGACACAGCAAUCUGGUGUCUCUUAUUGGAUACUGUGACGAGUUUGAUGAGAUGAUGCUUGUGUACGAGUAUAUAUCUGGUGGAAAUCUAGCAGAACGCCUGCAUAAAGUCAAAGGGUCAAGCCAAAAGUCUCAUCUUUCGUUGGUAGAUCGCCUCAAGAGUUGCAUAGGGGCUGCACGUGCAUUAGACUACCUUCACACUGGGACAGGUGUCCGCCAUCGUAUCAUACACAGGGAUGUCAAAAGCUCGAAUAUACUCUUGGAUGGGAAUAUCACAGCUAAGGUAUCUGAUUUUGGAUUGUCGAAAAUCAGUCAGAUGGACCAGGGGUGCACCCAUGUGAGCACAGAUGUUAAAGGAUCAUUCGGGUAUUUUGAUCCAAGCUAUUUCUUGACCCGAAGAUUAACAAGAAAAUCAGAUGUUUACUCGUUUGGGGUUGUAUUAUUGGAAGUGUUAUGUGGGAGGCCUGCUGUUGAUCCAAGUCAUGGAGACAAUGAUCUUGGUCUAGUUGGUUGGGCCCAGCAAUUCACCAAACAAGGAAAGUUGAACCAUAUAAUUGAUCCUAGUUUGCUGUGGCUAACCCCCUGUUCAAGGGUAAAGGCUCAAAUCAUGCCUGAUUGCUUAAAAGCAUUUGUGGAACUUGCUGAUAAAUGCUUGCAGACUCGACCCAAAGACCGACCGACUAUGGGUGAGGUGGUAGUAGCACUUGAGGCUGCAUUAGCAUUGCAAGAGAGAGGCGAUUCUUUGGUAGUCUCCAGUCCAAAUUCUUAUAUCAAGUCUGGAAAGAUAAUGACAUUAUCAAGAAUGCUUCGAAACAUGUUGCUUGUCAAAAGCCCCAUUAGACCUGUGAUCGGGGAUCUAGAACCUUUGGGAAAAAAGAAAAGACAGAAUAAAUGGUAUCUUCCCUAUAAAUUUUCUAACAAGGAAGAUUUAGUGACUGAAAGUGGAGAUCGUUACCAAGAACUUAAAGUUGCAGUUUCUGGUUUGAAAAUAUUCAGUUUAGAUGCACUUAAAAUGGCCACUAGGAACUUUAGUGAUGAUAGGGUUGUGGGUGAGGGAGCUUUUGGAAAAGUUUAUAAAGGUUGGGUUGAACAAGAAACAUAUGCUCCCUCAAAAAUUGGCUCUGGUAUUCCUGUUGCUGUGAAAAAGCUUGAUACUGAUGGUUAUCAAGGAUUUGAAGAAUGGGAGACGGAGGUGAAACUUUCAGGCGAAUUGAAUCAUCCGAAUAUAACCAAAUUAUUAGGAUACUGCGCAGAAGAAAUGGAACUACUCCUGGUCUACGAGUUUUUGCAUAGGGGGAGCCUAGAGAAUUAUAUACUGAAACGUAAGUAUACAUCUCGCUCUUUGGUCUGCAUAAUAUAUAUUGGAACACUUUCUUGGUCAAGACGGGUGAAAAUAAUGCUAGGAACAGCUAAAGGCAUUGCCUAUCUGCAUUCUAGAGAGAAUCAAAUCAUAAUCCGUGAUCUGAAGACUUCUAACAUACUGCUUGAUGAGGAUUUCAAUGCAAGAAUCGCGGAUUUUGGGCUGGCAACACAUGGUCCGAUAAAUGGAGAGACACAUCUAAUAACACAGGUAAUGGGCACAUACGGCUAUGCAGCUCCAGAGUAUGUGGCAACAGGUUAUUUAAAUGGAAAGAAUGACAUAUACGCUUUUGGAGUGGUGUUACUGGAAACACUUACGGGCCUACGGGUUUUUGACAAAACGCGGCCAAAAAAUGAGCAAGAUCUUGUGCAAUGGGCGAGGCCGAUGCUGCCCAAGAAAAAGAAGCUAAUGAAUAUAAUAGACCCCAGUCUUGGUGAUGACUACCCACCAGAAGCUAUAUGUCAGUAUGCUAAACUUGUUCUAAAGUGUACUCAUGCUGAACUGAAAGAUAGACCGUCCAUUGAACAAGUGUUGAAGAGAUGUGGUGAUGAUGAUGACGAAGAUCCAGAUCCAACACUCAACUUACUAAAGUUUCAGAUGAAAGAAACAGGUUCAUUGAUGGAUCUACGAGGAAGAAAAAGGUCACCGAUUGUGUGGGACAGAUUUGAUGAGAAACAAGUGAAGAUUUGUUCUAAGAACAUAGUUUAUUCCACUAGCUCUGUUGUUAGUCGGUUUUUGUCUCCUAAAAUCGGUUUGGUUGCUAGUAAAAGUGAGUGUCGAAUUUCUUCUGUUGAGUCUGUUGUUUCUAAUGUUUCAGAUGAUGUGGAAUCACCAAGGUUGUUGGCUGCAAAUUCUCUCGAAGAUGGAGAGUAUGUUGAAGAUGGAGAAUAUGUUGCGGCUCCGAACUUAUCGAAAUCAAAGUGGGCAUUUUAA